Entamoeba histolytica HM-1:IMSS is the source of this 800-nucleotide messenger RNA. RefSeq names its product galactose binding lectin 35 kDa subunit, putative. The record is from RefSeq and is a predicted model, not a curated record. Bases 1 to 783 code for a protein of 260 amino acids. The transcript has a single exon. Lineage: Eukaryota; Evosea; Mastigamoebida; Endamoebidae.
AUGAGAAACCAAAAUACUAAAUUUAAUGAGUACUUUUCAAGUGCUGUUGAUAGUUAUCAGAUUCAACAAUUUGCUGAAAGUGGAGUUUUUAAUGCAAAUCAAGAGAAUUAUGUUAGAGAGAAAUGUAAAACAUGCUGUAGAGUUAUUUUUGCAUCAGACUAUAACUAUAAGACCGAAAAACAAUUUACUGAUGAAGAUGACAAGAAUGAAACACCAAGGUAUGUCAUGGAUAUGGAAUUUGAUGAUAAAAGAUCUGUUAGAUAUCCAGAUGGGAAUUAUGAACAAAAUGUUCUUUUAAGACCAUUAAAACAAGGAAAUGAACUUCAAUUCUUUGAAUUUGCACCAUACAGAAUGUACACGUGUUAUGCAAUUCCAAAAAGAGUACAUGAUAUUAGAGCAGGAGCUGUUGAAGGACAUACACUGAUUAUUUGGUCAAAAAAUCCACCAUUAUCAGAUGCACCAGGCACUCGAAACCAAAGAUUUGUUUAUGUCCAUCCAUAUCCAGAUUCAUGGUAUCCAGAAUAUCAUACUGUUAUUAAAUAUAGAAAUAGUCGUGGAGCUCUUGUUGAUAAGAAGCUUGAAUGGCCUACAUAUAAAAGACAUUUUUAUCUUCCUUAUCGACUUGAUGUUGAUCUUUGUUAUCAAGCAAAGAGUGCAGCAGAUAUACCAUCUAAAUGGUAUGGGAAUAGACAUCUUAAUACUAUUGGUGAUAGUUAUCAGAUUACAGCAUCAGUAUGUAAUGCAAAAGAACCUAGACAAAUAUUCAUUCCAGUAUUUGCAUAAUUGAAAUAAUAUUUAAC